This is a messenger RNA of Rhodofomes roseus, 450 nucleotides long. RefSeq lists its product as uncharacterized. The transcript is spliced from 3 exons. The record is from RefSeq and is a predicted model, not a curated record. NCBI's taxonomy places the organism in Eukaryota, Fungi, Basidiomycota, Agaricomycetes, Polyporales, Fomitopsidaceae. Bases 1 to 450 code for a protein of 149 amino acids.
AUGGCGCGGGUGGUCCGCGCGCUGCGUGACCGGGUGAAGAUGAGCGAGCUGGAGAGAAUCGACGCGCUCUUCCCUGGCGCCGACUCCGGCACAGACGCCGCGUCUGAGACGGCGAGCUUGAGCGGUCGCAGCAUCAAGAGCGGCAAGAGCGUCGUCAGCGGGCUUAGCACGCUGUCGCGCGGCACAUCCACUCUAGGAAAGAGCACCCCGGUCGAGACAGACCUGGAGGCGGGCAUCUCGGCGAAGGUCUCUGGGACGACAAUCCGCAUCGUACCGGGCUCACGCAACAAGGGCAUCUUCGUGCGCCUCGCUGGCGGGCCGGGAGAGGGCGAGACGUACGACAUCGCCCACCCAUAUCCUGCGCAGGAGCUUCUAUGCGAGGCGACAAUCAUCGAGUGCAGUGCCUGGGCGGAUGGGGAGAAGCUGCGGGCGGUGAUCGAGUACAAGUGA